Mercenaria mercenaria is the source of this 2977-nucleotide messenger RNA. RefSeq lists its product as uncharacterized. The transcript is spliced from 2 exons. The coding region runs from base 367 to 1815 and encodes 482 amino acids. The record is from RefSeq and is a predicted model, not a curated record. NCBI's taxonomy places the organism in Eukaryota, Metazoa, Mollusca, Bivalvia, Venerida, Veneridae.
UAUAUUGGAAAAAAACAGUUUAUUUUUAGAAAACAAAUACAAGCAGAGAGAAGAAAGAUCUACUCAAUUAAAUACAAAAUGUAAAGGUAGACAUAAAGUUAAAUACAUAUUUGAAGAGUAUUUUAUACAUUUGAAGUAAAUAUCUAAGAUAAAAUAUGGCCAUUGGAUAUCUUUAAUAGUGUACAUGCGAUGCGGUUUACCAUCAUUAGUUAUUUAUAUAUUGGAAAAACCAGUUUAUUUUUAGUAAACUAACACAAGCAGUUACUUGUUGUUGUGAAAUCCUUUCAUAAGAUCUACUAAAAUCUGAACACUAACUUCCAAGUCAUUAAAAUAUACCGAGCGGUAUUUUUCAGCCUUCAUGUGACAAUGGCAAGUCAAAACCUCGAAGAAGCUUUCUUCAAGGAGAAUGACACUCCACACGGACUGGUCAAGAGAAUUUUGUACAAGAAGUACCUUCAAGCUUACUUUCCUAAAACACAAUAUGAAAAAGUAAGCUACAAUUACAAAACGAUUAUAAUAGAUGGAUUUUCUGGGGCAGGUCGCUACGGAAAUGAGUGGCCUAACGAAAUCGAAAAAUACGGAUCGCCGCUUAUUGCCGUGAUGGUUGCUCUAGGCUUCUGCCGCAAAAAACGAAUCCAGGUAAAUCGUAAAAGGAAUGCUGGUGACGCAGCGGAAAAUGUUAGUAUUGAUACGAAUGUUGUCUGGGGAUCGGAUCCGUCAACCAAAAAUCCCGAAAAUGAGCUUCUGGAAGAACUCAAAGUAAAAAACAUCAGGACAGGUAUUGCUGAUCCAAAUUGUGACAUUCAUAUGUAUUUUGUGGAAAAGAAUCGCAACAACAUCAUAAAACUUAAAUGUAAUAUGGAACUGAUUAUUAUUAGAUUUUUGAAAAGGUAUUACCCAAGUCAUAAGUACGGGUAUGCAGAAGAAGGAAGCAGGACGAUGUUCGUCAUUGAUACCGAACCGUUUUCCAUAUGCAUUGAGAUAAAACGAAGUGAAUUCUCCUCAUUCGAUCCUCCGUCAGACCUUUCCCACCGAAACACCAGAAGUCUUACGUUCUUGGACCCGUUCGGGUACACUCACACACCGAUGGAGCGUGUACAACUGUUCGCAUCUGCAAAAGGAAAUGAGGUUCUCAUAAACUUCAGGAGUAGCUAUGUAAAUCGAUUUGUCUCUAGAAAUCCAGGUGGUGUCAUCAAACUGUUUGGGAUGGACGACUUGGAAAAGGUAGCCAGGCUGUAUGGCAUAGAAAGACCAGACCUUGAAAAAAACGAUGAUUUGGUUGAAUUUGUGAAAUCUGUGAUUCGCUCUUGCGAGCCGGAAGACAGAUCGAGAUUCAAAAACAAUAUAUGCAAGAUCGCAAGAAACUAUGAACGGUUUUUAAGGAGCAAAAUAGAAUGUAAAUUUUUGCAAUCGUUUGAAGUUGUUGAUGAAGGAAACACCACUUUGUAUCAUCUCAUACACACAACAAACCAUCCUAAAGGUUUAGAGGCAAUGAAAGAGUCGAUGAAUCGAUGUUCUCAAACAGAAGGAGAAAUGCAAAUGUCUGACUACCAGGUCCUUAGGAAAGGACACGUGCUGAAUUUCGGCAAUAAAGAUAAGCACGAACAAGUUGCGACAGUUAUUUAUGAACAAUUUGCUGGGCGGAAAGACGUCCAUAUAGAUAAAAUUAGUGCCUUUGUCCGGGAUAAUACACCCUAUGUGUACCGAAAGAAGCCGCUGAGAAUUCUACAGAAAGACGGGCGAAUUACACGCGUUAGAGGACGAAAUGGUGAACUGCAGACAAAGAAUUACAACUUCUCGGACACAGUGGAAUGACUGUGUUCAUUUUGAGUACAUGUUACAGAAGAAUGACCUUUUCCCCAAUGUUCAUGUUUAAGAAAGGCAACCGUUACGUUUGUAGGCCAACUUCACAAAAGUUGCCGACAGAGCAGUUUACUUUGAUCAGUAAUAGUAUUAAACUGUAAUGUGCGCCAGUCUAAUUAUGAUUACUUGUGUUAUUUUAUGCUAUAAAUUUAUGUAUAGUAGAUCGUUAGUGAUUUAAUCUGAAACAUUUAUAUUUAAGUAUUUAUUCAUUGAUAUAUUUAUGAUUUCUUCUGUGAUUAUCGUUGAUAUAGUUUCAAUGAGUGAUGUUGUGUUCUUACAAACUGAUAAAGGAGUCAGUUUUUAAUUGGUUUUCGUUUAUUUUGUUAAAUUGUGUUCCUAAAUACUUUAGUUAUUACAACUAUCAUUCUCAUGUAGGCCCCAAUAUUCUCAUGUAUUGUAUCAAUUAUCGAUUGGUGUAGUCUUAUUAUUGAUUCGCGCACAGUAGAAAUUCGAAAUCUCGAAUUAGCUUAUCUCACAGUUCCGAGUAAGAGACACUGAUUUUCAACCUGAAAUAUAGCUUUUAAGUGAGAGCUGUGAUCAAAAGUAUUAUAAGUUAUUCAUUAUACUUUAUUAUUGUAUUACAUGUUGUUUUUUUUUUUGUUAAUUCAGAGCUGUGAUCAAAAGUAUUAUAAGUUAUUCAUUAUACUUUAUUAUUGUAUUACAUGUUCAUUUUUGUUAAUUCAGAGCUGUGAUCAAAAGUAUUAUAAGUUAUUCAUUAUACUUUAUUAUUGUAUUACAUGUUCGUUUGUGAUCAAAAGUAUUAUAAAUUAUUUAUUAUACUUUAUUAUUGUAUUACAUGUUCUUUUUUGUUAAUUCAGAGCUGUGAUCAAAAGUAUUAUAAGUUAUUCAUUAUACUUUAUUAUUGUAUUACAUGUUCAUUUUUGUUAAUUCAGAGCUGUGAUCAAAAGUAUUAUAAGUUAUUCAUUAUACUUUAUUAUUGUAUUACAUGUUCUUUUUUGUUAAUUCAGUCAUAUAACGUAAUUGAUAAAUACUAUUGUUUCAUGUAAUUGUAUCUGUGUGUCAGGUGCUUUAUUGUUACGCUAGUAUACAGUUGCUUCUUACGAAUUAUGUUUUGAUAAUACGAAUAUUUAAGUAUACAUGUAAUAAAAAAUAG